AUGGAGUGCAAUAAAGACGAAGCCACCAGGGCAAAGUCAAUUGCUGAGAGCAAGUUAGAGAAAAAGGAUUUUGUCGGUGCAAAGAAGUUUGCCCUGAAAGCACAAACUCUAUAUCCAGAGCUUUGUGGUAUUUCCCAGCUGUUGACAACCCUGGAUGUGUAUCUAUCUGCAGAAAAUAAGAUAAGUGGGGUAGUAGAUUGGUAUCGGGUGCUAGGUGUGAACCACUCUGAUGAUCAUGAUACCAUAAAAAAGCAGUACAGGAAGCUGGCACUUAUGCUGCACCCAGAUAAAAAUACAUCUGUUGGGGCAGAUGGUGCAUUUAAAAUCAUUUCAGAAGCCUGGAGGUUGCUGUCCGAUAAAGAAAAGAGGGCCGCAUACAACCAAAGGAGAGGAUAUAUUGGACUCCAGCAGAAUGUCCCAACACAAACUGGUGGUCCAUCAGCACCAUGCAGGGCACAUCAACAGAAUGUUCCUGCAUAUACUUGUGGUAAAUCAGUGCCACCUCAGUCAAGUCAACAGAAUGUUCUAUCAGCCUCACCGCGCCGGAGUAAAAAGAAAGUUCCUCCCGUACCAUCCCAGCCUAGUCAACAGAAUGUUUCAACACAAGUGGGUUGUUCUUCAACACCAUCUGUAGGAAAUCAAUUUUUCAAAUUUGCAAGCGGUUCAACUUUAACCCAGAAAUCGCAGAGUAAAACUGCAAAGAUGCCCAAAACUCAAAAUCCAGCCUUCUAUCAUCAUAGAUCCGACACCUUUUGGACUGUUUGCCGUGGAUGCAGUAUAUAUUUUGAGUAUCUUAAGAAGUAUUGCAACCAUACUCUUCUUUGUCGCAGUUGUAAGAAGCCAUUUAUGGCUUUAGAGAUAGCUCCACCAGUCUUUUCCAGAUCAGAGAAACCUAUUCCUUGGGAUCGUUGGAAGCAUUCAUCUAAAAAAUUGCCUGGUGGUCAAAAUGCUUAUGAUCCUAAAGAAAAUGCUGCAGCUGCUCCAAAACCAGGAUUAGGCCAUACCGGUCCCAAUUCUUUUACGUAUACAAACUAUCAGCAGGCUCCCCUUCCUAAAACAGCUAAUACUGCUGCAGAAAAUCCAGGUAAUGUUGUUCAGCAGGCACAUGAUAACUUGAAGAGAGCACAUAUUGAAUCACAUGCCUCUUCUAAUAUGAAAAAAUGCUGUAAAAAGGGAAAAGUAGAUGAUGAUAGUAAUGGAUACGGAACAAAACACAGUAUGGCCCAAGGAAAUUUUGGGACAUAAAACCUGGCACUUGCAGUCAGCCAAGAAGUACCAGAGAGCUGCCACCUCAUGAAACCUGGUGCUCGAGACUCAAAAGGAGAUUCUGAAGAAGCUAAGUGACUCCAGAUUAUAGAUCAAUAGGGAAAACUACAGGAUCAAGGAAUGUAACAAGGAAGAGUAUAGGUAGAACAACAAUAUGCAAAGGACAUGGUAAUAGAAAUUAGUUAUGUUAUUAGUAGUGAUGUCAUGACCUGUGUAUCGUUGUUGUUCAUCUAAUAUCUUUGACAAAAAAAAGCCUUUUGUUUGUAACAGUACUUUGUUUUGUAAUGAAUUUCUUGUGACAAUGAAUGGGUACCUCCAUUAGCAUGUAUAAAAGAUUCCAUUUAAGUCA
Molecule: messenger RNA, 1615 nt
Organism: Salvia hispanica
Lineage: Eukaryota; Viridiplantae; Streptophyta; Magnoliopsida; Lamiales; Lamiaceae
Source: RefSeq, a predicted model, not a curated record